AUGGCAGAAGAAGAGUUGCCAGGUGUUUUGAUUCUAGAUAUAGGAGGAGCUUAUGGUGUGCUCGACAACAUUGCAGCACUUUUGAAAAAACACUUUCACCUUAUCACCAUGAAGGAGUUUCUUGAAAACAAAAAAGAAAUGAGCAAAAAAAUCCAAUCAGUUUUCGUGUUUGAGUGCAGGCCAACUAUUGACUGGGAGCUUCUAGAAAGCCUGCCUAAUUUAAAGGUAAUUGGAAACUCUGGAGUUGGAGUCGAUCACUUAGACCUGAAAAUGAUUUCUAGCUUCGGCGUAAAGGUGACAAACACUCCGCAUGCUGUGGCAGACCCAACAGCAGACAUAGGAAUGGCCUUGAUGCUGGCCUCUGCCAGAAGACUAGUGGAAGGCUGCCAGAUUGCAUUUUCUCCUGACACAAAGUAUUUUGCUGCUGACUGGCUGGGAGUGGAAGUAACCAGAGCAACACUUGGGAUCAUCGGGAUGGGCAAUAUUGGGUACAAAGUGGCUCAGAGAGCCAGAGCCUUUGACAUGAGGAUCCUGUACCAUAACAGGAACCGGAGAGGAAAGGAGGAGGAAGAGGCAGUUGGUGCUCACUACUGUGAGAAGAUGGAACACUUGCUACAGCAAUCUGACUUUGUUAUGUUGGUUGUGAACCUGACUCCUGAGACUUGCAAACUGAUUGGAAAAAAGGAGCUGGAGCUCAUGAAACCCACAGCUACUCUUAUAAACAUUAGCCGAGGUGCAGUUAUUGAUCAAGAUGCAUUGGUUGAAGCUCUCCAGAAUAAGGUUAUUAGGGCUGCUGCCCUGGAUGUGACAUACCCUGAGCCUCUGCCGAGGGACCAUCCUUUAUUGAAAUUAAAUAACAUCAUCAUAGUCCCUCACAUUGGAACCGCAACAGUCCAGGCUACCCAUAGGAUGGCAGAGGAGGCAAUAGCAAACAUGCUGGCUGUUCUCAAUGGCCAACCCAUUCCAAGUGAAGUGUUUCCUAAAUGA
Chaetura pelagica (chimney swift) is the source of this 987-nucleotide messenger RNA. RefSeq names its product glyoxylate reductase/hydroxypyruvate reductase-like. NCBI's taxonomy places the organism in Eukaryota, Metazoa, Chordata, Aves, Apodiformes, Apodidae. Gene Ontology annotation, molecular function: hydroxypyruvate reductase [NAD(P)H] activity; NAD binding; glyoxylate reductase (NADPH) activity. Bases 1 to 987 code for a protein of 328 amino acids. Gene Ontology annotation, cellular component: cytosol. The record is from RefSeq and is a predicted model, not a curated record. The transcript has 5 exons.